ACCUCCUCUCUCUCAUUCCCCAACUCGUGUACUCCUCUGUUCAUCUGUAAUCGAGAACGAGAGCCUCGAAUUCCUUCGUCUGUAAGAUAGAUCGAGUGAAUCCUGUGUUGCUCCUCACAUUCACCCUGUCGACGACCCAAUUUGCUACCUCGCUUCUGGAGCAGUCCGCACGCCGGCGACCCGGGCGCUUCCUCCGCGAUUUGCCUCGACCUCGACCUCUACCUCGACGACCCGCCUCCCGCUGCGCGGCAUCCGCGAGUCGACCUUCGCCUUCCACGUCUCCGCCGCCUUCGGCACGCCGGCGACCCCGGCGCUUCCUCCGCGAUCUGCCUCGACCUCGACCUCUACGACCUGCCUCCCGCUGAUCGGUUUCAGCUCGUUGACCCCUCUCCUAUCUGCACUUUCUGACUGCUGUUCCCCGCCCGCCCGCCAUGGAUUAUACAACCAGGGUCAUUGCUUUCCAUGGACUGUUUCACACUAUUGUCUGUCAGACAGACAAUUCCCCAUGCCCACUUUUAGCUUUAUGUAAUUCAUUAAUUCUAUUGGGCGAGCUCAACUUAAAUUUAAGGCAAGGUGUCUGUACUAUAUCAGAGAAGAAACUUAUUGAGCGUGUCUCUGAUUAUUAUAUGACUAAGGCCACUCACAAGGUGUCGAAAAUUAGGAAAACUACAAAUAAGUCCGUCAAACGCUUGGCACAACCCAUUCAAUGUAAAAUGAUGCUCACAAGUGUUGAGCAUAUGGAGAACAGCGGAGAACUCAAAUUAUUUGAGCAAUUGGGUAUUAAAGUUUAUCAUGCCAAUGUUGUUGAUCCCAAGGAAGAAGAACUGGUUAGAGCCGUAGGGACAAAUACAUUUGACACCCUUUUGGCUGGUCUUGCUGCACAUAAAGCUAAGACAGAUGUGCAGAGUCAUUCUCCCGGUUCUUCACAGGUGGAUGAGAGUGCAUCAUCGCAUUUGGAGGCAGUCGAUUGGGAAUUGAUUGAUGACUUCCUUAGCAAGAACCACACUCAGUUAACAACAUAUGGUAUUCAGUCUAUAAAACAACAGAUGAUAGAUAAGAAUGAAACCGUAUGUGCUUUGUUCUGGAAGAAUCACUUUCACGUGAUGUUGCAGCUACAUGGAACUUUACUUCUGUUACAAAAUACUUCAGAUCAGGUUGAAAAGCCUAUUGCAUGGCAGCAUAUCAAUGAUGUUUUGGACAGCUCAUGGACACAAGGGAAUGACUAUGUUGCAAAAUCUGUGUAUUUUAGAGGUUGCCGGACAUUCAUUAUUUAUCCUAAUAUGAAUGGCUCAUCCGCACUGGUAGCACUAUGCAAUGCCAUCCUUCUAAGAGGUGAUGUGGACCUGAGUAAAAUACUUGAUUGUAACUUGAGUCUAAAUCUUUCCCAACUUCAUCAAGUUGUUUUCGGGGCCAAAAAGACUGUGUCCUAUACCAUGACGCCAGAACAAUGGCUUGUAGCAGUAGGAUGCCUUCAUCAACAUGUCGAUGUUAAAAUCAACUUCAAAAACAUCUACAACAUAAAAAUCACGAAAGACCUUCAGAUUUUUGAGGGCCUUGGCUUUCGUUUAUGUCAUGGUUUCAUCGCUGACCCGGAGGAUCUCAAUCUUUGCAAUGCAAUUGGAGAAAGGUAUUAUGAUUGUACAACUGAGAGCCCAACUUCUCAUUUGAAGGCUGACGAUCAUGGAAAGUUACUUGAUAAGUUCCUAAAAGAUCAUGAUACUGAACUAACACCAUAUGGUUUGCGAAAUUUACAAGAGGAAUUGUCGGAAACAGAUAUCUGUGUUAUAUUCUGGAACAAACAGUUUCAUACAGCUAUCAAGUGCAAUAACCGCAUCUUUGUUUUGAAUCCAAGUUUGAGGUCAUUUGAUGAACAGAAAAUAUGGAGAAGUUUAGACAUUGUGGAUGGUGCUGGAGCAACUUUGGCCAGUCUUCCUGACCCUAUCUCUGGAAAAUCAGGCGAAUUUAUAUGCAUCAAUUCAGAUUGUUUAUUGGCAUUUACGUCAUCAUUUAAUCUUCAACGGCAUAAUUAUGUUAAUCAUACAAGUUCUGGCAGCACAGAAUUGGACAUUUUGCAACACAGAAGUGAAUAUAGUAAUUGUUGGGAUAGUCUCUCAUCUAAAGAGUCUGCCGAGAUAUUGUCUCUAGAGGAUAUGCAAUUUAAGAAUCUUGAGGGAAAACUCAUUGUGCGAAUACUAGAACAGCGGUCUUCUCAAAAGGACGGAGUUGCUAUGAUGUUGUUGGACAUUAGGCGUCGUUCCAUGGAAGGAGAAAAGAUAACGUCAGAAGUUCUGUUUGCUGUUCUCGAUGGCGCCAGCGAGAAAACUUUGUUACGCUCUGAUAUUCGUAAUUGCAAAGAGGGAGGAAUAUGGGACGUCAGUCCGAGUGACAUCAUAACUAACAUGAACUCAUUGCUUGCGUGUUACAGCUACUUGCUUGAGAAGGCAUUGGCUGCACUAGCAUAUAAAGUUGGGGAAGAUCUUAUUGCCACGGAGAAAAGUAGGGGAAAGAAGGUCAACGACCAAAACAGUCAGGGAGAGCUGGAUAUUUCUGCUCAUUCUACCGAAGAUCAUAGUUCUAAUUCUACUGACCAACAUGAUAGCCCACCUUUAGAAGGCACCAAAGGUCAUAGUUCUAAUUCUACUGGCCAACAUGAUGAUCCACCUUUAGAAGGCACUGGAGACGGUACAAAAGAUGACAGGGUUCAAAGUAGCCAAUCCUUAAAACAUACUGAAGACGACAGCAUUGGCAAUCUGUAUGAUUUGAUUCUUGAAUUCCUUAGGAGCUUUAGGAACAACGACCCCAAAAAGUUCUACAGAGGUGAAAUUGAAACGAUUAAGUAUAUGGGCAAUUUGGAUAUACACAUUCAUUUUCCGCACAUGAAAGAGUAUUCUGCAGAACUUGCUGCAUAUAUUAUUGAUCAUCAUGACAGUGACGGGGUUAAAGUUGAUAUAUCACGUGCUGCUGCUCAAUACCUUGUUGAACAUAACAUUGGAAAACCUGAGGAAGAGAUACGUGAGGGUAUAAAAGUGAUAAUGGUGGAUCUGCCCUCACCAACCAGUAACAUGUCCUUUAAGAAAUAUGCUAGGCUAAACAAGUUGAUAAGGCCUUUUAAACUUCCGAAGAAGUUUCGUCGACUUUUUUCACUUAGAUGGAAAGGAAGAUUGUACUUGAUGACAUAUGCUGGAAGAAGAGCUGCUCGUGGGCUAAUGAACUGCAUCAUUAAGAAGCACAAGGAAAAACUUUGUUGGAGAGGUGAAUGGAAAUUGUCUGACAUGUGCAUCGAAGAUGGAUUGUUUGUUAUUGACACAGAAGCAUUGUAUGUUGCGGAUGUCGAGGGUAUGGCUUGGGAUUAUAAGAAGUACAUUGAGCUUCUGAAUCCUUUCUAUGUCACAGUUGAACAAUCCUCCUCCUCUGGGUCAAAGAAAAAAACAAUCCUCUUCCUCCGGGUCAAAGAAAAAACAAUCCUCCUCCUCCUCGUCAAAAGAAAAACAAUCCUCCAAUAGUCCACCAUAUUGGGAAAUACUUCAAACUGACACCAUGGCGAUGCCAGAUCCGUUCAAGGACCCAAAGGCAUUUGACAGAUUUCAGAAGUACAUGUCUGCACACUUUGCAUUCAUGCCACCAGUUAGUAUAUUUCAGUUUCUUUGUCUGCUAUUUAGCAUUUGUGAUGGACUGCGGCCAAACAGCGAUCAACAAUAUGGACCGCUGAACGUUAAGCCGAAGGCUGUUGAAAAUUGGACACCCAAGGCUAUAGGAGUAUUUCUAUUUAAUGAUGUCUUCUUCUAUUCGAAGAAUGGUGUCAUUGUCAAUGCGUAUAGUAAUACGUACUGGUAUAUGCUAAAGUUUGUUAGACAUUUCUCUUCACAUAUUCUAAGUCUGACAAAGAACACUGAAUGCCAAGACGUCCAAGAUAUGAUCUUAAUACAUUUAAUGCUAGCCUGUCGUCUUGAUCGUAAUUUGGCAUCACUAAUCGACACAUUGUUAAUCAAACAAACAUGGAUGGACUAUUUUUACGUGCAUGGCAAGCGCUCUUAGCUUCAGAUGAUAAAAUCGAGGAGGAUUUCUUAGAAGAUCAAGUAUCUGAAUCUGAGGAUGAAGAAAGUGACACUGGUGUUGAAGAGACAAGGGAUGAAAUCGAGGAUGAAGAUAUUGCAGAUCUUGAACCGUUCAAAUCUGAGGAUGAAGAGUGACAAGGAAUGCUAUACUGGGAAGAGACAGAAGGCUUGAAACCAUCUCGAGAUGCAUGCUCUGCAGGCAACACUUCAGCUCUGCGGGCAAGGGCUGUGGAAAUUCACCACGAUUUGUAGAUGCAUGCCCUGCUGAACCUUGUUUUUGUUCAGCUUGAUGAUCAUGCUUAUGGAUAAGACCGAACUAGCCCAUGUAGUUAUGCAUGAGUUCAUCCCUCUGUUUUCUCCUAGGGCGUUAGAUAGAAGCAGCAUUUGAGGGUUUUCUAUGGGAGUCGGCUGUUUUUUUGUUAGUCUUGGGCGAAUUUGUUUGCCCCCUCUUCUCUGGGUUCUCCGGUGGCCGCACAAGCACAAGAGUGCUCCUGUAAGCAACUACUUUUACCGAGAGCCCCGACUCAUGGAUCUACCAUACCACAUCAGAUGCCCGUACAGCAGGAGCGGGAUGGGCGUUGUACAUCCUUAGGAUGUGGACUGCGGAGCACGUCCGUGGCACACGAAUGAAGUGGGUCGUGUGGCCCUUAUAACAAAAGAACUUGGAGCACUGCUUGCUAA
Triticum aestivum (bread wheat) is the source of this 4736-nucleotide messenger RNA. RefSeq lists its product as uncharacterized. The record is from RefSeq and is a predicted model, not a curated record. Gene Ontology annotation, biological process: protein K48-linked deubiquitination. Gene Ontology annotation, cellular component: cytosol; cell periphery. Gene Ontology annotation, molecular function: cysteine-type deubiquitinase activity; cysteine-type carboxypeptidase activity; K48-linked deubiquitinase activity. The coding region runs from base 432 to 3503 and encodes 1023 amino acids. NCBI's taxonomy places the organism in Eukaryota, Viridiplantae, Streptophyta, Magnoliopsida, Poales, Poaceae. The transcript has 35 exons.